UGUACUUCAACACGCAGCCUCUACGGGAAACGUCGCUAUGGUUCAGUUGCUCCUGAAAAUGCGUGCCAAAGUCAAUACCUCGGGAAAAAUUAGAACACAGGGAGGGGCGAGGCUCACCGGCAACACCAAAUUCAACUUCUGCUGUACACCCCUCACGGCAGCGGCUGCAGGAGGUCAUGGCAAGAUAGUCCGGUUACUCUUGGAAGCUGAGGCCGAAGUCAAUGCCCCAGGCGACAUCGCAAUCUCGGGCAGAAUCAGGGUCGCCGGCAAUGCCAGGGUUAGCGUCUACACUGGAGCACUCUCGGCAGCCGUUGGGGGCGGAUAUACGGAGAUUGUCCAGAUGCUUUUGGAUGCUGGAGCAAAAGCCACCGGAAACCCCGCAGAUCGCAUCGAAAUCAAUCGCGGGAUCACCGCCAUCGGCGCAGCCGAAAUUAACGUCGAUUAUACUACACUCGAUAUUCACGGCAGUGUGGAAAUUGGCGGCAAUGCCGUUCUCAACGCCUACCAUGGAGCACUUUCUGCUGCAGUUGGAGGCGGUCAUAGCGAAAUCGUCCAGUUACUCUUGAAUAAUGGAGCCGAAGCCAAUGGUUAUCCCCCGGGCGGCAUAGAAAUCCAUGGCACGAUCAGUGGCUCCGGAAAUGCAAUACUCAACAUUGACUAUGCGAGUGUGCAAAUUCAUGGAUCCUUUGUAGUCGACAACAACUUCACGAUUAACACCUACCGUGGAGUACUCUCGGUAGCGGCUGCAAGAGGCCUUAGUGAUAUUAUCCAGUUACUCUUGGAUGCCGGAGCUGAAGUCGAUGGCCAUCCUCCGGGCAGCAUAGAAACCCAUGGCGCGUUCGUUGGCUCCGGCAAUGCAACAUUCAACCUCGACUGUGCUAGUAUCUCGAGGAGUGGAGCGAGUACGGUCAAUGAAAACGCUACGUGCAACACCUACCGUGGAGCAUGCGCGAUAGCGGCCGCACGAGGUCAUGAUGAUAUAGUCCAGUCGUUCAUAAAGGCCAGAGCCGCACGCAAGUCCAUAGCCACCGCCCCCAUAAGCUCCAUCGCAGGCGCAACCCAAGCAGCCAUAACCAACGGUCCCGACGAAAUAACUCAGCCGUUACAUGCCAACGAGAUGGACGAGGGCCAGGAAGAAGACGACAACGUAGGACCUAGUGGGGGGACUGGAGAUGAGGUGGAUGGCACGGAGGAGGAGGGGGGGGGGAAGGGGAAUGAAGGGGAGGGGGAGGAGGCGGAGGGGGUGGUGGUGGCCAAGGAGGGAGAGAGAGCUGAGAGAGAUGCAGCGGCGACGUAGCUGUGCAAAGCAGCGCAAGAGGUGGGGAUGUGGCGAGGGAGAUCUAUGUUCGAAUGUGGAGGAGGAGGCAUGAAG
This is a messenger RNA of Tricharina praecox, 1372 nucleotides long. Its product is annotated as ankyrin repeat-containing domain protein. Gene Ontology annotation, cellular component: cytoplasm; nucleus. The transcript has a single exon. Lineage: Eukaryota; Fungi; Ascomycota; Pezizomycetes; Pezizales; Pyronemataceae. The record is from RefSeq and is a predicted model, not a curated record. Gene Ontology annotation, molecular function: protein binding. The coding region runs from base 38 to 1297 and encodes 419 amino acids.